Molecule: messenger RNA, 1723 nt
Organism: Phlebotomus papatasi
Lineage: Eukaryota; Metazoa; Arthropoda; Insecta; Diptera; Psychodidae
Product: transcription factor grauzone-like
Exons: 2
Coding region: 104-1678 (524 amino acids)
Biological process (GO): regulation of transcription by RNA polymerase II
Cellular component (GO): nucleus; chromosome
Molecular function (GO): chromatin insulator sequence binding; zinc ion binding
Source: RefSeq, a predicted model, not a curated record
UGGGGACGGUUAAGAAGCGUGUGCGUUCAUGUCUCAUUCAUUCUUUUUUCAGUGAAUAUGUCAAAGAGUGUAAACAUAAAACACUGAGAGAUUUUCGGUGAAAAUGUCAUUUUUAAAUAGUAUCACUGACUUUAAAUGUGAAAUAAAAACAGAAAUAGUGGAUUACAAUGAGGGAGAUGAAUUGUGUAGAUUUUGCGUUGAGAGAGUUACGGAAUAUUCUUCAAUUAUCGAGAAGAACUUGCAUGAAUCUCUAACCUUACAUCUGGGAAUAAUUGUUCAAGAGACAGACAAUUGGCCUAAAUUUAUUUGCAAUAGGUGUUUAGGGAUUGUUGAAAUAUGCUUGAAUUUUAUGACAACUGUCCGGAACUCAGAGAUCAUUCUCCGGGAUCUCUAUGGGGAACCUGGAGAAUGUGUAGCACCAAUGGAACCCAUUGGGAUAAAGUCUGAUUUUGAAUUGAUUGAUGUGAAAGAUAUUCCUUUGGAUUCUGAAUCAACAGACUGGAAUUUUGAUCAGAAUUUCAAUGAUUCGUCUUGCAAUGCUUUGGAAGGAUUGCCAGAGCCGGUGGUUAAGAAGCGUGGUCGACCGAAGAAAAAUCCCUCAGGAUCUGCCGUUGAUGAUGAGGAAUGGCAGACAAUUCCGAGCAAUAGCAAGGGAAACAGUACGAAAACUCCAUUGAAUGUUGAGGAAAAUCCAGAAGACGAUUCUAAGAAACCUCGACGACGGAGUUUAAAUGAUUUAAAGGAAGAAGAUGAAAUAAUAAGUCAAUUCUUUGAACUGAAAUGUAGUAUUUGUUCAGAACCCUUUGAGACUUUCCUCAAGCUUAAGGCUCACACUUUAAGUGUUCACAAUGAAGAAGCUAUCGUGGUCUGUUGCGACAGGGAGCUAAAAAAUCGCACAAGACUUGUUAAUCAUCUCAAUAGUCACAUAAAUCCCAAUAAAUUUAAGUGCACACAAUGCGAUUCCAAGGGAUUUCUCACUGAAACUGGAUUGAAUUUGCACAUUUUGAGUACACACUCCCCACGCGAAUUGCACAAAUUCAAAUGCGAAAAGUGUCCACGAACAUUUAUCACAGGAUCUCGUCUCAAUCGUCAUCAACAUACUCAUUUGGAGGAAAAGGAGAAAAACAUUAAAUGUCCCCAGUGUGAUAAGGCAUUUUCACUGGAUUGUGUUAUGAAGGCACACUUACGAACUCAUGAUGAAUCCGCCAAAUUUAUUUGUGAAAUUUGUGCUAAAAUUUUCAAAACAAAAUGCGACUAUAACGUCCACAUGAAAGACAAUCAUUCAAAUACAGCAGCUCCUAAAUUUUGUUGUCCAAAGUGUGGAAAGAUGCUGAAGAAAAAGAAAUUGCUGCAGAUUCACAUAGAGCGGCACAAUGAAGCCGGUGAAAUCUUCAAGUGCAACAUGUGCGGCAAGGAAGCACCCAAUCGAUUUGCACUGAAGAAUCACAUUCAGUUCAGUCAUAUUAAAGUUAGGAAAUAUGCUUGCCAUCUAUGCGGCAAGGCUUUCAAGAAACCCUUAGGAUUAAAGGAACACAUCGCGACUCAUUCCGCAAGUCAGAUGUUAUACACCUGCCUCUUCUGUCCCAAACAAUUCAACAGCAACGCCAAUAAAUACACUCAUCAGAAACGAAGACAUCCUAUUGAAUAUAUGCAGAUGAAGCAGAACAAAAAUGUAUAAAGAAAAAUAUUAUAAUAAAAGAAAAAUAUGAAUUGACGCUCGAAA